AUGAGGGCUGAGCAGGGCAUCACGCGCACCUCGGCGCUGUUGGGUGCUGGGAUCCCCAGCCAGCCCUGGCCAGGCUUUGAUAACACGGUUACAUCGACUUCUGUGGAUGUUAAAUUGCCGCUUAAUGUGACAUCAAGAAAUAAUUUGGAGGCAUCUCCUUGUAAAAUGACAGAGCCAUUUAAUUUUGAGAAAAAUGAAAGCAAGCUUCCGCCAUGUGAUUCUUUAAGAAGUCCUGGAGGGCAUUCUAACCACCCAAAUUUCAGGUUGAAAAGUCCAGAGAAUGGAAAUAAAAAAAAAAAUUUUUUGUUUUGUGAGCGAACCAAGCAGUAUCUGGCUAGUCAGGAAGACAGUCCGGUGUCCUCAAACCCUAAUAGAAUCAAUGGAGAAGUGGUUGGAUCCGAAGGAGACAGGAAGACAUUGCCAACAGAAAACUCAGUGUCACCAUUAAAUGUUGGAAAUAGUUCACCACCCGAAGAAGCAAAUAGUAAGCCUAGCAAUAAUGUGUCUCCUGCAAAGUCAAAAAAAAUGUACAAGUUGGGUCAGAAUACCUUGUCCAUAAAUAAUCCAGCGCUCUUCAACUCCUUAGGACCUCCUUUUCGGUCAGCUACUUGCCAUCGCUGUGGCCUGUUUGGGUCGCUGAGGUGUUCACAGUGCAAGCAGACGUACUAUUGCUCCGUGGCUUGCCAGAGAAGAGACUGGCCAGCGCACAGCAUCGUGUGCAAACCUGUGCAGCACAACUUCCACAAAUUUAAAGAUAAAUCACCUCUUGAAGCAAAGAACGUGGAAGUGAAAAAUGAGAGUAACUAUCCACUUGGAGUUACUAAAGAAAUAUCCAUUUGUGCUGAUAAAAUAAUGUUUUCUGAUUUGAGAAGUCUGCAACUCAAGAAAACCAUGGAAAUAAAGGGUACAGUUACUGAAUUCAGACACCCAGGUGACUUUUACGUGCAGUUAUAUUCUUCAGAAGUUAUAGAGUACAUGAACCAACUCUCUGCAAGUUUAAAGGAAGCAUAUGCAAACACAACGCAUGAGGAUGAUUAUAUUCCUGUUAAGGGGGAAAUUUGUGUUGCCAAGUACACUGUGGACCAGGCCAUAAAGUGCUUUGUGGCUGGCGUUAUCCCAGCAGAGGGGAAUUGGAGCAAUGACUGUAUCAAAACUAUUAAAUCACUGUUAAUGGAGCAGUACUGCUCUGUAAAGAUUGUUGACAUCUUAAAAGAGGAAGUGGUUACCUUUGCUGUGGAUAUUAUGCUGCCCGGUUCAGGAAAACUCAUAGACCAUUUGCUUGUAGAAAUGGGGUAUGGCUUGAUACCUGAGGGACAAAAUUCUGAGAACCAAAGCGCAAACCAAAGUGAGCCUGAAGAUGUUGGAAAAAUGACAGCUGAGAACAAAAUUGUAGUAGACAAGAGAGACUUAAUCCCCAAAGUGUUAACUUUGAACAUAGGUGAUGAGUUUUAUGGUGUGGUUUCCCACAUUCAGACUCCAGAAGACUUCUUUUGUCAAAAACUACAAAGUGGAUAUAAGCUGGCCGAACUUCAGGCCUCCCUUCGCGAGUACUGUGGUCGGAUGUCUCCCCGCUCGGAUUUUUACCCAGCCAUCGGCGACCUCUGCUGCGCCCAGUUCUCGGAGGAUGACCAGUGGUACCGGGCCUCCGUUUUGGCUUAUGCAUCUGAAGAAUCUGUGCUGGUUGGAUACGUAGAUUACGGGAAUUUUGAAAUCCUUAGUUUGAAAAGACUGUGUUCCAUAACUCCGAAGUUGCUGGAAUUGCCCAUGCAGGCAAUAAAGUGUGUGCUGGCAGGAAUAAAGCCAUCAUUAGGAAUUUGGACUCCAGAAGCUAUUUGUCUGAUGAAAAAAGUUGUACAGAACCAAAUGAUGACGGUGAAAGUGGUGGACAAGUUGGAAAACAGUUCCCUGGUGGAGCUCGUAGAUAAAUCUGAGACACCCAACAUCAGUGUUACUGAAGUUCUCAUAGAUGCAGGCUUUGCCGUCCGGGGGAAGGGGAUAGUGACAGAGAAAUCUAGUGACAUAAAAGAAGCGAGUGUUCCCUUGGAUGGAGAAGCAAAACUAAAUCCAUUGGCAUGGACAUGGGUUGGACUUGCUGUUAACCAAACAGUAGAUGUUGUGGUCUGUAUGAUAUACAGUCCUGGAGAAUUUUAUUGUCAUGUGCUUGAAGAGGAUGCUUUAAAGAAACUCAACGAUUUGAACAAGUCACUAGCAGAGUUCUGUCAGCAGAAGUUGUCCAGUGACUUUAAGGCCCAAAUAGGGCAGCCUUGUUGUGCUUUUUUUGCGGGUGAUGGCAAUUGGUAUCGUGCGUUAGUCAAGGAGAUCGGCCUCAAUGGAAGCGUGAAAGUGCAUUUUGUGGAUUAUGGAAACAUCGAAGAAGUUACUGCAGAUGAACUCCAAAUGAUCCCAUCGGAAUUUUUAAAACUCCCAUUUCAAGGGAUACAGUGUUGGUUAGUAGAUAUACAGCCUGGAAACAAACAUUGGACUAAGGAAGCCAUAGCAAGAUUUCACAUGUGCGUUACAGGGUUGAAACUCCAAGCCCGAGUGGUAGAAAUCACUGAGAAUGGAGUGGGAGUUGAACUCACCGAUCUUUCCGCCUGUUAUCCUAGAAUAAUUAGUGAUGUUCUGAUUGAGGAACAUCUGGUUUUAAAAGCCAGCUCACAAAAAGACUCGGCAGAAAACAGACCCAUCAAUAAACAGGAUCUUCAAAUCAACACCCCAGGGCAUCAAGCCAUCUCUUCCACUGAGCAAUGGAGGACAAUAGAAUUGCCAGUUAAUAAAAUUGUACAAGCCAGCAUAUUAGAAAUUAUAAACCCAAACUUAUUUUAUGCUCUACCAAAUGAGAUGCCAGAGGACCAAGAAAAACUGUGUGUACUGACUGCUGAACUGCUAGAAUAUUGCAGCGCCCGGCAGAGCCAGCUGCCCUACAGGCCGAGAGCGGGAGACGCGUGCUGCGCCAGAUACACGCAUGAUGAUUUCUGGUACCGGGCCAUCGUUCUGGCGGCCUCGGAGGCCAAGGUGAAGGUGAUCUAUGCGGACUACGGAAACGUUGAAACUCUGCCCCUUUGCAGAGUGCAGCCAAUCUCUGCCAGCCACCUGGAGCUUCCUUUCCAAAUUAUUAAGUGUUCAUUCGAAGAAAAAACGAACAGGAUGAAUUGCUGCUGCUCAGAAUUACAGAAACAAGUUGAAAAACAUGAACAGAUUCUUCUCUUCCUCUUAGACAAUCCAACCAAUCAAAAUAAAUUUAUUGAAAUGAAAAAACUGUUAAAAAGUUAA
This is a messenger RNA of Pteronotus mesoamericanus, 3273 nucleotides long. RefSeq names its product tudor domain containing 1 (gene TDRD1). The transcript has 24 exons. Bases 1 to 3273 code for a protein of 1090 amino acids. Lineage: Eukaryota; Metazoa; Chordata; Mammalia; Chiroptera; Mormoopidae. The record is from RefSeq and is a predicted model, not a curated record.